UAAAUACCCACCUCCACCACACUAUUAUAACAACCUCGCCUCCCUUCCCUCGCUCUUCCCAAGUCACAGCUACGCACGCACGCACGCGCACCACGAACCAGCACGCGCACCACCCAAUGGCGGACGACGCGUACGACGACCUCCCAAUGGCCGGCGCGGAGGAGGAGGUGGACGACGUGAUGAAGGACGAGCUCGACGAGGAGGGGGACUCCUCCUCCCCCGUGGCAAUGAAGGUCGGGGAGGAGAAGGAGAUCGGGAAGCAGGGGCUCAGGAAGAGGCUCCUCAAGGAAGGGGAAGGAUGGGAUCGCCCCGAAUCCGGCGACGAGGUCCAAGUUCACUACACCGGCACUCUCCUCGACGGAACCAAGUUCGAUUCCAGCCGCGAUCGUGGAACCCCCUUCAAAUUCAGCCUCGGCCAAGGGGAGGUGAUCAAGGGGUGGGAUGAGGGUAUCAAGACGAUGAAGAAGGGGGAGCAGGCGGUGUUCACCGUUCCGCCGGAGCUCGCCUACGGCGAGGCCGGCUCGCCGCCGGCGAUCCCGCCCAACGCCACGCUGCGGUUCGACGUCGAGCUGCUCUCCUGGGCCAGCGUCAAGGACAUCUGCAAGGACGGCGGAAUCUUCAAGAAGGUGCUCGCCGAGGGACACAAGUGGGAGAAUCCCAAGGACCUCGACGAGGUGCUCGUCAAGUACGAAGCGAGGCUCGAAGACGGAACUGUGGUAUCGAAAUCUGACGGUGUUGAGUUUGCUGUCAAAGAUGGCUAUUUCUGCCCGGCGCUUUCAAAGGCUGUCAAGACGAUGAAGAAGGGCGAGAAGGUCCUCCUCACUGUCAAGCCACAAUAUGGCUUUGGUGAGCAAGGCAAACCAGCUUCUGGAGCUGAAGCUGCUGUGCCGCCAAAUGCUACCCUGUACGUCGAUCUUGAGUUGCUCUCCUGGAAGACGGUCACUCUGAUCGGCGACGAUAAGCGCAUCCUGAAGAAAGUCCUCAAGGAAGGGGAGGGCUAUGAGCGCCCUAACGAUGGAGCAGUAGUUAGAGUGAGAUUUAUCGGCAAGUUGGAGGACGGCACUGUGUUUUCCAAGAAAGGGCAUGAUGGUGAUGAGCCAUUUGAGUUCAGGACAGAUGAGGAGCAAGUCAUCGAAGGGCUGGACAGAACUGUGGUCACCAUGAAGAAAGGAGAGGUUGCAUUGGUGAGAUUACCACCUCAACAUGCUUUCGGAUCCACUGAGACUAAGCAGGAUCUUGCUGUUGUUCCUGCAAACUCCACAGUCUGGUAUGAAGUUGAGCUUGUCUCAUUCGAGAAGGAGAAAGAAUCAUGGGAUUUGAAGGACAAUGCUGAGAAGAUUGAAGCAGCUGCCAAGAAGAAAGAUGAAGGGAAUGUGUGGUUCAAGAUGGGCAAGUAUGCUAAGGCCUCCAAGAGAUACGAAAAGGCUGCGAAGUACAUCGAGUAUGACAGCUCCUUCACUGAUGAUGAGAAGAAGCAAUCGAAAGCACUCAAGGUUAGUUGCAAGCUCAACAAUGCUGCUUGCAAACUGAAGCUGAAGGAAUACAGGGAAGCAGAGAAGCUCUGCACCAAGGUUUUGGAACUGGAGAGCACAAAUGUAAAGGCCUUGUACAGAAGGACGCAGGCAUACAUUGAGCUUGCUGAUCUGGAACUAGCAGAGUUGGAUGUCAAGAAAGCACUGGAGAUUGAUCCUGACAACAGGGAUGUGAAGAUGGUGUAUAAGACAUUGAAGGAGAAGAUCAAGGAGUACAACAAGAGAGACGCCAAGUUCUACGGCAACAUGUUCGCGAAAUGGAGGAAGCUGGAACACAUGGAGAACAAGAAGGUGCCUGGGAAGCAGGAGGCACAGCCUAUGGCCAUUGACAGUGCCGCUUGAGGAUUAGCUCUGCUUUCUUUUUUCUGAACCUGGUUACUGCUAGUACUACUGUCUCUACUGGUUGUAUGAGUAUGAAAUAUGAAUGGAAAAUGGUAGUUAAUUUGCCCUUUGCUUGAUAGUUGCAGUCUUUGCAACUCUGCACCCAUAUGUGCUCAGCUUUGUACGAGAAGUGGUUGCCGUCAUUUGAAGAUGUGAUGCUGUGAUUGUAUUGUGGUGUUAGAAGAGCAAAAAUGCCAUAACGACACUUUGGACUGCGCUACUAAUGUUGUUCUUUCUUGUUUCUAUUGCAAUAUGGUAUAACAUCUGUGCCUUGUACGCAGGACGUAUGUCCCGACA
Molecule: messenger RNA, 2210 nt
Organism: Oryza sativa Japonica Group (Japanese rice)
Lineage: Eukaryota; Viridiplantae; Streptophyta; Magnoliopsida; Poales; Poaceae
Product: 70 kDa peptidyl-prolyl isomerase
Molecular function (GO): protein binding; peptidyl-prolyl cis-trans isomerase activity
Source: RefSeq, a predicted model, not a curated record